AUGGCACCUGGCAUUUCGUCAAUGGCACCGGCAACGCCGUCACUUUUGACUUUACGGGCACGUACUGCCGUCUCGGUCAUUGGAGUCAUCCCCCAGCAAAAUGACCAGGGUCCUGAAAGGCGGCCUAACAUCACGUUUGAACUCGAUGGAGAAGCAACAAACGAUCUGUCGGAGAUACUAGGUGCUGAUAGCUCCGUACUUUACAACCAGACCGUGUUUCAAGCUACCGGCCUCGUCAACGGCCCUCAUUCACUCUCCAUACGAACCAGGGACAAUUCUACAUUCAUCCUUGACGCGAUCAGAUAUACGACAUCUUCGGGCAUUGUCAACGCGGUCAACGGCACAGAUGGCUCGACGACCGCAUCAAGUCUGCCUGUGGAGAGCACAUUUCCGUAUAACGAGGCCGGACCGCCAACCUCUGCACCAAAUGGUGCCCUAGUGGGCGGCGUCGUCGGUGCAAUCUUUGGCACCUUUUUGCUCGUCGGCUUAUUCGUACUUCUCUUCCUUCGCCAUUCACAACGCGCCUUACCUCGCUCGCGUGGUGGGCAUCGAAAACGAAGCGCCGGUGCAAGACCUCAAGACGGACGACCGCGCGCAGGGUCACGAGCGAUGAAGAAUUUAGAUGGGAAAACGCCUGACCUGUCGGGUAAACCUGGAGCGGAUUAUAAGGACAAUAAGCGGAGCAAGUUUCCCGAAUACAACUACAGUGGUCCAAAGCCACUCAUUCCUCUCCAAACGCGUCCGACGAAUCCGACUAGGACGCAGGGGGGUGGAGGGACGGGAGGAGGAAUUCGGUCUGCUAUGGGCACGUUUAUGUCUAGGUUGAGCUCGGACCAUGGGAGCGUUGGGGGCGGAUCUGACGUUGUGCACGCCAUUACGACCGACUCGCCGCGGAUAGCAUCCAAUGUCGUCGAAUUACCAGCGGAUUGGGGAAAGAGACGAGAGGCGGAGAAGCAUAUGAGCAUGGGAAGCACCAUCGAGGCAGAAGGUGUCCUCGAAGGGAUGAUGCAGUCGACAUCGUCGCAUGCGACCUAUCAUGAGGGCAUGUCGCCCUCGAACCACUAUGUUCUUGAACAUCCGUUCAAGACUGGUGCCUAA
Molecule: messenger RNA, 1098 nt
Organism: Serendipita indica DSM 11827
Lineage: Eukaryota; Fungi; Basidiomycota; Agaricomycetes; Sebacinales; Serendipitaceae
Source: the annotation of a GenBank genome assembly